AUGAUCUCCCUCAUCGCUCGGCAUUUUAGAGCGGUUCUGAAAUUAUGGCUAUCAGCAAUAGCACUACAACUGUUUUAUUUCCAGUAUUUCAGAAACAAUGGAGGAAAUUCAUUUUCCUUCGAAGACGCGCUGAAAACUUCGCAUCAAGUCGAAAGUUUUCAAGAAAGCUGGUGUAGAAUUCACCAAGCGCGAGUUCAUUUGGACUCAAUCCUUAGACCAUGUUUCCACAAUAUUUCAUGGAAUGGGCCGUCACCUAAUCGCGAACUUCAGACGGAUGCCAGCAAGAGUUUGAUUUCGAUUUUUGACAUCAGGCCUACGGGUCAGUUCAGUCGUUUCAGCAUUCAAACAAAGACUCGGAAUGGCAAGUUGAAGCACAUUGGCGGCGACUCGUGGCGCGUGUUGCUUCUCGGUCCGGCCACUGUGUCACCUACAAUGUUUGAUCACGGAAAUGGAACGUACGAGUUCUUGUUUCUUGUUAUGGACCCAGGGGUCUAUAAGUUGGAUAUCACUCUGGACUAUAGCUUAUGUGAUGGAUAUCGAGAACCCCCGAAAAAUUGGUUUAUAGUUGGUACGAAUAACUAUUUAUUUUUAGAAAUGAAAGAUGGUAGAUUUUGCGUUUGUUUAAGGCAUAAUGAAAGAUAUUAUUCUUCUUGUGACAAGAAUGGGGCGAUGAAAAAGUUAGUUCCCUUGAUGAAUCGCACCUAAGACCUUUGAGUACGCGAUCCGAAUGCUCCGCUGCUCUCUUUUGCCUAAUGGUUGAGCAUCAGAUCGCAGAAUCCAAAGGUCCAAGAUUGAAUUUGUCGUGCGGUGACCCAAAUGUUUUCUUGAAACUACGCUCGCGACAAAUCGAAUCUGACUGUUGUGUUUAGUAACCGCAGUUGUUUUUCAUCCUACCCGCUUCUUUCAUUAAAUGGAAGUUCCAAAGGAGAGAAUCCUUAUUUUAAAAGUAUUGUUUUUCCUCAGGGAAUUCGCAUGGUAAAUUACAGAAAGAAGGCAUGCUUGGAAAGAACCGAGCCAGAGAUGAUUACCUUCUUCAACGCUUUCAAGAUGGAAAGCUUAUUAUGAUCAACAUUCCGUUACCUACAGCUGGAGGUAGGAUAGGAUCUAAUAACUUCUUAGUUAUUUCAAGGAAAAGAUGAAAAUAAGCAUUGGGUAAUUCUCGCUUCCAAGGCGAAGGUGCUACGACAAUCUAGAAAUAAGCCAUCAAGUAAUAUGCAGGUUAAAAGUCAUGGAACAUUUGACGGGAUAUAUAGUACUAAUGUCGAACUAUCCCCCCUCCCACCUCUCCCCCAAACAAUGCUGAAUUAUGUGCGCUUCGUUAAGGCACCGUGGCAAUUGCUCACUUUUACCAACAUUGUUAGAGGGGGGAGGGGAGGUUCUGUGUGCUCGCCUGAAUUGGCAAAAAGUGGUCAUUUUAAAUAUAUCUGGGUAUAGGUAUGUCCUAAGGAGUUUUUACUCCCACUGUAGACAUUUAGAGAGGAUUUUUCUCGUUCUCAAGGAAAACACCCAAUAAAAAUACCAGGUACAUGUAACAUCAUUCCAGAUGCUAGUCACUCCUAGGUCUCGAAGGGUUAAUAAAACUGGUUUUGUUUCUUCACACAAGUCUUUCAAAUGUGCUUGUAAUGUGAUGAGUUCCAGAAAAGUCCCAGAUGCAACAUCCUAGAUUAUAGCCUGGCUAUUACUUUCCACUUAUGGCCGCUACAUCCAAACAUAGUUAAUAUCCAACUUUGUGAGAAAAUGCGAAAAUACAUCUUAUGAUGUCUGUAAAUUGUUUUCAUAGGAACCUAUUUAAUAAACAGACUAAACAGGCAAUUAAAAAUGAAUUCACAGAGGGUACGUUUCCUCCCAGACUUUGACUUGACCUGUGGAGUGAAGUGCAACUUCAUGUGGGAUGGGUUUGGGAGGUGGCUUGGAAAAAAUUGGAGACCUUACCUCACAGGUACGUAACAAGUGUAAAUUCUUCAAGAGUCCACGUCCGCACGUCAAUUUUUGUCCUUUAUGAGUAGUGAAGUGACUUGGCAGUUGGUUGAUAGAGACCUUGAACGGCGAAGGCAACGAGGAAGUGGCAAAACAGAAGAUAUAUUGGACAGAACUUUAACUCAGUAUGUGCGUUUGAAGGCUUUGAACAUUUCUUGAGAGUCCUCUGCAAAACAAUACCAUGAAAUCACCAAAAUCAGCGCGCACGUCUAAGAACAAAACCCAAUCAGUGUUUCCGAGAACUCAACGCUACUCACACGUUUUGCUGAAUUUGAGUUAUGGCGCUGUAAGUGGAAGUGAACGCAAAAUUUUAACUUUAUUGAGGUCUUCCUCGGCUUUGCCGUCCUGAUCGUUUGAGGUCCCUAAUGAUGAGAACAGGCUCGACUGGCCUUAACUAAUUCAGAAAAUUACACAGCUGCAAAAUUAUCGAUUAUUGCGAUAUAUACAGAUAAGAGUGAAUAAAAUAAAUAAAUAUAAAUAUAUCGGCGCGCGCAAAUAUGGUAUGUCUCUUCGAGUCUUCAACUCGAUAGCUAACGGGUGAGCGCAGCGCAUGCGUAACACGUGGUUUUGGUUUGUUAUUGGCUCGUCCCUAAUCUAAAACCUUUUGUCCCGUAUUGCCCCUAAAAUGGAAAGCCAAAGCUUAAAAUUUCCAUUUGAUCCAGAAACAGUGAGCUUAUCACGGCCAAAUCCCUUUCAUUUAUAUGAUUGAUGCUAUCCAUCCAAAUGUGUAUUUUUCUCUUAUCCAGAUAUUUCUAACCACUCCCGAUUCAAAAGUACGUCUCCUCGUAAACUAGGGACAUUGUGGCUUUUCGGUGAUUCAAAUGCUGAGAGAUUAUACGUAUCAUUGAAGGAUGGGCCGCUGUGCAAUGAAGUUUUCAAAAUUUGUAAUUUAAGUAAAAUGUGGGUGUACCCGUGGCCGAGCAUACAGCCAGUAGCCUGGGACGACAAGGAUUUUGAACCCCAGCAAAUCUUAGAUCACAUCCGAGAAGUCCUGGAACGACCUGAGAUGAAUGAAAACAGCGCAAUGAUUCUGAAUUUGGGUCUGCAUUACAUGGAAAGCACAAGCUUAGCCAACUAUCGGAUUCUGCUAAAAGGAGUGAUAGAUCUUUUAAACGAAAGGAUUAAGGGAAAUGGUGAAUUAAGGUACAAGACUCGCGUUAUUUGGAAAACCACAACUUCUAUGAAUAAAGAGAAAGACAUUGAAAGUCGACUAAAGAGUGACUGGCAGCGAUUUCUGAACCCUACGGUAGGCAAAUACUUAAUUUAAUAUUUUUUUACUUUUUCAUCAUCCAUUCCCAGGCUUUCUAGCGUGUCCAAGUACUUUGAGAUUUUCGUACUGUCUUUGAAAAUAAUGGUGGGUUUAACAGACUGUUUUUUGCGAAGCACAAACUACAAAAAAAUAUUUUUGCAAUCUUGACCUUGUUAGGAAGGCUUUUGAUAUACAAAGAGGGGAGGUUACUUAGCUCACCAAAAUCUCUUUUUCUUUUCAGAGAGUGAUACUAUACAAUACCUUUGCUACUUCCCUUAUGUGCCAGGCUAACCUCGAGGUCCUCGAUGUUUACCCAUUUACAAGGUCCUACCCAGAAGGGACCGGAGGACCCGAGGUUGCACAUUACAAGGAACACGAUACCGUUCAUUUUAAGUACAUUGCUAUGAAGCCAAUUGAUAUCUUUUUGGAAGAUUACUUUCGAGGCAAAGUACCGCGUUCGAUAAAUUUAACGAAUUACGAAUUUUCUUGA
Messenger RNA from Pocillopora meandrina, 3716 nucleotides. Lineage: Eukaryota; Metazoa; Cnidaria; Anthozoa; Scleractinia; Pocilloporidae. The record is from the annotation of a GenBank genome assembly.